Messenger RNA from Meloidogyne enterolobii, 585 nucleotides. The record is from the annotation of a GenBank genome assembly. Lineage: Eukaryota; Metazoa; Nematoda; Chromadorea; Rhabditida; Meloidogynidae.
UCGCGCGCCGUUUUGGGCGUGUCCCUCCUUGAAAAUUUUUCUGCUUUUUUUGGUUGAAUUUUCUUCUAUUUUAGACUGAAAAAAUUUUAGAAAAUUUUUUUCAUUUAUUGUCUGUGGAAAAUUAUGGCAGCCUUGAUUAGACAUGCCUUAAAGUUGCGUUAUUGGUUAAUUGGAGGAGCUGCUGCUGGUGGUAUAACUACUGCAAACUGGAUAGAUGAUCUCAAAAAAUCGUUGCCAGAUUUCCCUGCUUGGGCCAAAUAUGAGCACAUUGCCUCAACUUUUGACAAAUUUAGCCCGAAAUUUAAGGGUUUAAAUUUUCGGCAAGAGUUGGAGCGUCUUUGGCAAUUGAAUGAGCAUAAAGGAGAAGGUCUUCUUUGGUCUGUUUUUGCACCUCCCUACAUUUUGGCAAACGUAUCAGGUGUUUCGAUUGACUUUACAAGUGGGGCGAGUGAACGGAUGGACUCGUCGUUUGAGGCGUCAACGCAGAACGGUUUUAAAUUUAAUUUUUUGGGGUUUUUUCUAGAAUUUUGGGGGAAUUCUGCAAGGUUUCCUUAUUAUUAUGAAAUUUUUGAUAUUUUUUGCUAA